UCUGUUGCUACGGCGUGAGAAGACCUAUUAAUUUGCGUCGAAAUGACUAACAAUUUAUCACAAAGUCAGGAUAGUUUUCCCUGGAAAUGCUCAGAAUGAUAUUCAACUCUGAUUAGCCAGUGCGAUAGAGGUAAAAAUAUUAAUCAUGUCUGACAAACUGAGUCGUCAAGAUGCCCUCUGGAUUCUGCGCAAAACUGAUUUACCAGGAUCUAUAUCUAGAGACGUAAAGUUUGCUUUGGCAACAAAAGCGGAAAGAUGGAAAAUGAUUCAAGGAAAGACAGAUGAAGAAGAUGUAAAAAUAGCUGCCAGCAUAGAAAUUCAGCGAGUAUGGAGAGGUUAUUUUACAAGAUGUAAGCUGUUUGGAAUUCUCCAUCCAAAUGCAAGUGUGAUGUCCACAGCCCUUGGUAGUAGAUUUGUGCAGAGUCCAUCAAGGCUAAGUGAUGUAAGGACCGUUACUCCUAUGGUUCCACAUACCACACCACAGCCAUCGAGACUCUUCAAGGGUAACCAAAUUCCUACCAAUGCCUUGCCAAUCACAAAGAAUAAAUAUAAGGAAUACUGUGAGAAAACAGUGGCACAACAAGGCCCAUUAUGUAGACUGAUGUCAUACACAGAAUUCUGUGCUACUCUCAUCCAAAGGUGGUGGCGUUUUAUAUUACUGAGACCAGUGUUUCCACGACCACCCCCUCCUACCACAGAUGGAGGAUUAUCACCAACUGGAGGUGUCCAGCAACGGGCCAGUACAGCUGAUUCAGAAGAACCAGCAAGGAAAAAAGUUGUUGAUAGAGAAGAGGCAGCAAGGAUUAUCCAGAGAUCUUGGAGAAAGCACAUAGACAUCCAAGUAUACAGAUACUACAGAGAUCUGAUCAACUUCAAAUGUCGGGGAGACCCAUCUUCAAUGUUGAAAUGUAUUAACCCAAGAGAGGCCGAGCUUUUAGAUGCUGCAGCAGGGGUACACAUUAAGUUUAGGCUGGCAGGAGAAAAGUUCCCUCCUAACAUAUACUACAAGAUUUUUACUCACCACAACAUAGUUGACAUGUGCGCUAAUGCACCAAGAGAUUACACUAAAGCCUCAACUAAGAGACUUCCAGUGAAUUUUGUGCACAACAAAGGGCAAACAAUGGAGGAAGAUGAUAUGUCAGGCUGGUACCAGAGGUGGGAAAACAACGGCUGGAGGCUUGUCUCCGACAGAGUGAUGAAAAGAGUUGAUCAGGAUCCAGUUGUUUAUGAGUCAACGCUAAAAAAACAAAGUUUUAGUCAUAACAAGGUUGCAAGGAAACAAGACCUUGAAAAGAAGCGCAAACGGAAAAAAGUCGAAUGGAUGAAAAAGAUGUACAGAGAGGGGAUGUUGAAGACACAGCGUGGAAAUGACUUAGAGACUGAACAAGUUGUACAAUCAGUGGCUGAAGGAAUGCUAACAAUCACAGACAUGCGAGGGCAGGAUGCUGUGGAAGAUUGGGAAGUGGAUGAACUCCUGGAGUGGACCAACGGACUUAACUUUGACCAAUAUUUGUAUGACUGGAAAGAGAUUGCCACAAGUGCAGGCUCAGAAUAUUUAACAGAGCAAACCAAGUUCUUGCCAGAUGAUCCCUUCUCACUGACGCUACUCUCUAGAUGACAAAACAUUUCACUGUGGCUUUUUAUUUAUUGUGAAAGAUUAUGAGAUCGCGUUUGUGAUAGUGAAAAUUGUAUAUAGUUUGUAUUUCUGUAAGUAUAGUUCAUAAAAUGUAAGUAUUUAUGCGAGUGUGUAGUGUACAAUAACGCAGAAUCAGCGUGAUUAAAAAUAAUAUUAAAAUUGUC
Messenger RNA from Pocillopora damicornis (cauliflower coral), 1800 nucleotides. RefSeq names its product protein MFI. Gene Ontology annotation, molecular function: protein binding. The record is from RefSeq and is a predicted model, not a curated record. NCBI's taxonomy places the organism in Eukaryota, Metazoa, Cnidaria, Anthozoa, Scleractinia, Pocilloporidae.